Cavenderia fasciculata is the source of this 1791-nucleotide messenger RNA. Its product is annotated as pyridine nucleotide-disulfide oxidoreductase. Bases 1 to 1791 code for a protein of 596 amino acids. NCBI's taxonomy places the organism in Eukaryota, Evosea, Eumycetozoa, Acytosteliales, Cavenderiaceae. Gene Ontology annotation, molecular function: NADH dehydrogenase activity. The transcript is spliced from 4 exons. The record is from RefSeq and is a predicted model, not a curated record.
AUGGGGUUGAAAGUACAACAAUAUAACUCAACACAGAUAGACGUAGACGAGAGUUCUCGAUUACAACAAAUGAACCGAAUUCAUUUAUUAAAUAACAUUAAAACAUCGGUUUUAAAGUCGACAUCGACUAAUGUUUUUAGAUCAACUCUAUUAUCAUCUCAAUCAUCUACUCUUUUCUCAACAACGACAACAUCAAACAAGUACAGCAGUCUUCCAAAUAUUAGAAACUUUUCAACAGAUAAUAAUAAUAAUAAUAAUAAUAAUAAUAAUAAUAAUAAUAAUAAUGAACAAUCAUCAUCAUCAUCAUCAAAAAAAACCAAUAGAUUAUUGAAAUGGGGAGGAAUAGGUAUUGGAGGUAUCACAGGUCUUUAUUUAUUAGACCUUUUAAUCAACGAUGAUUUGGAUAUCUUAACGGACAAGUACAGAACCAAAUUGACGGAUCAAGAGAGAAAGGAACGUCCACGUCUCGUUAUCUUGGGUUCUGGAUGGGCCAGUUUGUGUAUGCUCAGAAAGCUACAUACCGACAAGUAUAACGUAACCGUUAUUUCUCCACGUAACUAUUUCAUCUUUACACCACUACUCCCAGGUACCACUACCGGAACCGUAGACAGUCGUUCAAUCAUUGAACCAAUCAGAAAUUAUUGCAAGCGUUCCGAUGCAGAAGAGGUUACCUUUAUUGAAGCCGAGUGUCUUUCUGUAGAUCCAGUCAACAAAACAAUCAAAUGCUUUGAUAACAGUUCUGUCAAGGGCGAGGUCAAUGAGUUCCAAUUGCCAUAUGACCAAUUGGUUAUGGGAGUUGGUGCAGCUAGUGCCACUUUUGGCAUUCCAGGUGUGAAUGAAUUUGGUUUUUUCCUCAAGGAUAUCAAUGACACUCGUCUUAUUCGUGAUCGUAUUAUUGAUUGUCUUGAAACGGCUGGAUACCCUGGUCAACCUGAAAAAGAAAUUGAUAGAUUACUUCACUUUGUUGUUGUUGGUGGAGGUCCAUCUGGUGUUGAAUUUACAGGUGAAUUAAAUGAUUUCCUAAGAGAAGAUCUUUCAAAAUCAUUCCCAAAGCACCUCACCGAUCGUGUUAGAAUUACAUUGGUAGAGGCACUUCCACACAUCUUGACUGUUUUUGACAAAAAGCUUAUAGAUCAUGUUGAAAAGAAGUUACAAUCAUCACCAACGACCAAGAUUUGGACUCAAACCGCGGUAACUAAUGUCAGAGAAAAGAGUAUUGUUGUCAAGGGAUCGGACAAGGAAGCAAGAGAAAUUCCCUAUGGCAUGUUGGUUUGGGCCGCUGGAAAUUGUCCAAGAAAGAUUACAAAUGAUCUUAUUGCUUCAAUUGGACCAAAGGAGCAAAACUCUCGUCGUGGUCUUGUAGUCGAUGAAUAUUUCCGUGUAAAGGGUGCCGAUGGUAUUUGGGCUAUUGGCGAUUGCUCUGUUACCCCAACUCCAAUGGCUCCAACUGCCCAAGUUGCAUCUCAAUCUGGUCGAUAUUUGGGACGUUUAUUCAACGAUAUGGCAAAUGAAUUAAACCAAGUGGAAAAGAAACAAAUGUCAAAGGACGAAUUAUCUGGUUUAAUCAAAAAGCAACCACUAUUCAAGUACCGUCACAUGGGCACUCUUUGUUUUGUUGGUGACGCCACAUCGGUCUUUGAUUAUAAUGGCACCACUGGUGAGGGCUUUGCCGCCUUCCUUUUGUGGAGAUCGGCUUACCUUAGCAAACUUCUUUCCAUCAGAAAUAGAACAAUGGUUGCCAAUGAUUGGGUAAAGACUAGUUUAUUUGGUCGUGAUACAAGCAGAGCCUAA